Messenger RNA from Trichoderma citrinoviride, 1890 nucleotides. RefSeq lists its product as hypothetical. Lineage: Eukaryota; Fungi; Ascomycota; Sordariomycetes; Hypocreales; Hypocreaceae. The transcript is spliced from 2 exons. The record is from RefSeq and is a predicted model, not a curated record. Gene Ontology annotation, biological process: synaptonemal complex assembly; mitotic sister chromatid cohesion; replication-born double-strand break repair via sister chromatid exchange. Gene Ontology annotation, molecular function: chromatin binding; protein binding. Gene Ontology annotation, cellular component: synaptonemal complex; cohesin complex. The coding region runs from base 1 to 1890 and encodes 629 amino acids.
AUGUUCUACUCGGAGACGCUCCUCCAGAAGACCGGGCCGCUGGCCCGUGUCUGGCUGUCGGCCAACCUCGAGCGUAAGCUCUCCAAGAAUCACAUCCUGCAGUCCAAUGUCACGGACAGCGUCGAGGCCAUCAUCACGCCGAACCAGGCGCCCAUGGCCCUGCGUCUCAGCGGCCAGCUUCUGCUUGGUGUGGUCCGGAUAUACCAGCGCAAGACGCGAUAUUUGCUUGACGAUUGUAACGAGGCCAUGAUGAAGAUCAAAAUGGCCUUUCGAUCUAGUGGUAACAACGAUCUGGCUGCCAAUCUGCAAGUCACCAACCGCGAGGCUCUGCUCCUGCCCGAUCGCAUCACUCCAUACGACAACCUCGAGCUCCCUCCACCCCCGGAUGCUUCGUGGCUGCUGUCGCAGGUUGACGAUGUGUCGUCCACGCAGGUCGGUAGGAAGGGCCGCGUGAGCAACACUCGAGACAUCAACCUGCAGGAAGAUUUCGACAACAGCCAGUAUCUCCAGAGCGGCAUGACGCUGGAUGAGGACGCGCUCGCGCCCAUGGACGACCUUGAGCUCGAGCUGGACUUUGGCAUCGACAUGGACGGCGGCCCGAAUCACAGCAUUGAAAUGGGCCGAGACGCCCCGGCAGCUCGAUCAGUAGAAGAUGACGUCUUCAGCGAGCUGGACAUCAUGCCCCGUUCCAAGGAGGGUGCUGGGCCUGACGACACCACCAUGGCCCUGGACGGCGGCGUGAGAAUCGCAGACGACGAGGGCGACAUCCAGAUGGGUGACGACGAUUUCCAGUUCAACCCUGACGAUCAGUCUGCUGUGCCUGGACUGGCUGCCCUCGACAUCAACCGAGAGAGGAUUUCGGAGUCUCCCCUGUCAGACAUUGAUGAUCAGUUUGCCAAGGAAAUCGAGGAGGAGUAUUCCCGCCACGGCCACACAGAUCUCUACGAGCCCCAGGAAGACGCGGAAGACUCCCCCGUCAAGCGACCCGCACAGCGCCCCAGAAAGCAGCGCCUCAUGAUGCCAGACGAUGAAAUCGUGCUGUCCAGUACUCACAUCAAGCAGCAGCAGGCCCACAGGGAGAACAUCACCAAGCCGACUACGUUCCUCCCGCGCGAUCCUCUGCUGCUCGCUCUUGUGGAAAUGCAGAAGAACGGCGGCUUCGUGUCAUCCGUCAUGAUGGACGGCAGGAGCCAGGGAUGGGCACCCGAGCUUCGCGGCAUGCUGUCGUUGGACGUGGUGCGUGGCGCCAACGAUCUGAAGCGCAAGCGCGAUAGCGGUGUCGCCGAUGUGGAGAGCGAAGCGGGUGGAAUCAAGUCGCCUCGUCUCGAGCUGGGAGACGACACCGAUUUCACCAUUGAUGGAAACGCCUUUGGCAACCAGAGCGUGAACGCCGAUGGAACCAUUGUGGAGAUUCCCGCGGACCAGAGCGCAGUGCACUUUGACGAUGAUCAUGCGGACGGAGAGGGCAGCACUCUGAUGCCCGCGUUCGAAGACACGACGAUGCCGCUCGUCCACCCCGCCGACAGCGGCCCUGUCUCUGUUGGCACCAGACACGCUGUGCAUAUUCUGCGAGACCUGUUUGGCUCCGAGGCCGCCCAUGAUGCAGACAAGAGGAAGAAGUCGGCGGUCGUCUUCCAAAACCUGCUGCCUGAGAAGGAAACCACCAAAGCCGAAGCGACCAAGAUGUUUUUCGAGUGCCUGGUGCUCGCAACCAAGGACGCCAUCAAGGUCGAGCAGGGCUCAGGUCUCGGCGACCCCAUCAAAAUUCGAGGCAAGCGCGGCCUCUGGGGUGCCUGGGCUGAGCGAGAAGCCGGCGGCGAAAUUUCGAACCAAGACGAACCCGAGUCUGUUGCUCCCGCGAGUGUUGCGGCGGUUUCUGUCGAAGCAUAA